Theobroma umbraticum is the source of this 1215-nucleotide messenger RNA. The record is from RefSeq and is a predicted model, not a curated record. Lineage: Eukaryota; Viridiplantae; Streptophyta; Magnoliopsida; Malvales; Malvaceae.
GCAAGUAGUGGCUUAGGUUGGCCCUUAUUUCCUGCCUUGUUUCAUUGAAGGCGGGAGUCAGACUACUCCUUGGCAGAGUUUCCCAUCACACCAAAAAGGCUUUAAGGCAAAGUUUGCUGUAAAGAAACAUGGCAACACAAGCACUCGUAUCAUCAUCUCUUACCUCCUCGGUGGAGACUGCCAGGCAGAUUCUAGGAGCUAGACCACUCCAAUCCCCAGUUGGUUCUUCAAGGAAGGGAUCAUUUGUCGUUCGGGCAGCUUCUACUCCUCCUGUCAAGCAAGGAGCCGACAGACCCUUAUGGUUUGCAUCUAAACAAAGCCUUUCAUACUUGGAUGGCAGCCUUCCAGGUGACUAUGGAUUCGACCCAUUGGGGCUUUCAGACCCUGAAGGUCCAGGAGGGUUCAUCGAGCCCAGAUGGUUAGCCUAUGGUGAGGUCAUCAACGGCCGUUAUGCCAUGUUGGGUGCAGUUGGUGCCAUUGCCCCUGAAAUACUUGGGAAGGCUGGACUGAUUCCUGCAGAAACAGCCCUGCCUUGGUUCAGUACUGGUGUGAUCCCACCAGCAGGAACAUACAACUACUGGGCUGACCCUUACACUUUGUUUGUGUUCGAGAUGGCACUCAUGGGAUUUGCGGAGCACAGAAGAUUCCAAGACUGGGCCAACCCAGGUUCCAUGGGAAAACAGUAUUUCUUGGGAUUCGAGAAGUAUCUUGGAGGGUCUGGAGAGCCAGCAUACCCAGGAGGACCACUCUUUAACCCACUUGGACUCGGAAAAGAUGAGAAGUCAUUGAAGGAUUUGAAGCUGAAAGAGGUGAAGAAUGGGAGAUUGGCUAUGAUGGCAAUCGUGGGUUACUUUAUCCAAGGCCUUGUGACAGGAGUAGGGCCAUACCAGAACCUCCUGGAUCACUUGUCUGACCCUUUCAACAACAAUAUCUUGACUAACCUUAAGUUCCAUUAGACAAAGUGCAUGCUUUGUUGUUGCAUGGAACUAUCCAAGCUCCACCUCCUCUUUCGUUCUUAUCCUUUCUUGAUCCCUUUGUAACAUGUGAAAAUUUAUUCUGUAAUCUGUGAGAAACAACCGAAAUGGACUAGUUAAUGCCUCUGUAUCAUCAGUAUCCUUUUCAUCUCUGUUGCUGAAUGAUAUAUCUAUGUCUCUUCAUUUAUCUAAACUAUGGGACGAAAUGAAAAUCCUGAAAUGAACGCUCUUUGUUCAUGUA